Molecule: messenger RNA, 201 nt
Organism: Protopolystoma xenopodis
Lineage: Eukaryota; Metazoa; Platyhelminthes; Monogenea; Polystomatidea; Polystomatidae
Source: the annotation of a GenBank genome assembly
AUGGCCGAAAAUUUGAGUCAUUUUGAGGUGGUGGCAACACGUGGGAAACAGCCUAACGCUUUGUUUGCUCCCGAGGCAAUCGCUUUAGUGCUGAUCGUCAUUUCCUCCAAAUGGCCGGCAUUGGGUAUAAAAGUUGUCCCUCGGGAUUCUAAUCACCACGACCUCACCUACGAGCCACAAACCGAAAUGGUUCUUCGGUAG